Penicillium manginii is the source of this 1506-nucleotide messenger RNA. RefSeq names its product URC4/urg3 family protein. The coding region runs from base 1 to 1506 and encodes 501 amino acids. Lineage: Eukaryota; Fungi; Ascomycota; Eurotiomycetes; Eurotiales; Aspergillaceae. The record is from RefSeq and is a predicted model, not a curated record. The transcript has 4 exons.
AUGGGCCUCUUUAAGCGCAAUUCGAAGGCCUCUGUCCAAAGUGACAAGGACGAGCAGGAUUCCUUUGUCUCCGUCAAUUCUGCCCGCAACUCCAACACUUCCCUCAGAUCCCCCGGGUACAAAGGCAGUGGCCUGCCCGCUUCAAUUCCCGAAAUGCCCAUCGCUAGACCCCCGGACCCUGCCCUGGACCCCGCCGCCUAUCUGCGCAGCAUUCACGCCGUACGUGAUCGUGCCACCAUUGUCCUGGAAAAAGCAAAGAACAAUCAGCUCAACCAUUUUGAUGUCGACAUCUCCAAGUUCCAAGCGACCGCUUCUUACAUCGUCUCCAUCAUCAAGCGCGACUAUGCUCCAGAAUAUGAAAACAUUCCUCCACAUGGCCGAUGGCAGCAUUUUGAUGUCGGGGGUCGUCCUCGUAUUAACCAGUUACUUCAAUCCUGGCCGAGCUCGAUUGAUGCUCAAGAACGAACUCGUCGAUUGAUUGAUCUAUUUGUGGUCUCCGUGCUGCUUGACGCGGGCGCAGGUACCAAGUGGUCUUACAAGUCCAAGGAGUCCGGCAAAAUCUACUCCCGGAGUGAAGGAUUGGCUGUGGCCAGUCUGGAGAUGUUCAAAUCUGGUCUCUUCAGCAGUGACCCGACCGAGCCGUGUCAGGUUGAUGGCGCCGGAUUAAAGAAAGUCACUGUUGAGAAGUUGGCCAAGGGGAUGCAGCACUCGGAUCAGAACUCGCUGGCCGGAAUUGAAGGUCGUGCAGGUCUCUUGGUGCGUCUAGCAGAUGCGCUCAACAACCAGGAUUUCUUCGGCGUAGAUGCUCGACCUGGAAACAUGCUCGACUACCUGCUCGGCCACACCUCGACUCUCGCUUCUUCCGUCCCUAUUGUCCCGAUCACCACUCUAUGGACGGUCCUCAUGGACGGACUAUCUUCUAUUUGGCCUGCAUCCCGCACUCAGAUCGAUGGUGUAUCGAUUGGUGACGCCUGGGAAUGCUCCGACUUACCGAAAUCCCCACCUGCACAGACGUGGGAAAGCAUUGUCCCGUUCCACAAGUUGACUCAAUGGCUCUGCUACUCCAUCAUGGUCCCCAUGUCCAAAUUGAUGCACAUCUACUUCCAUGGCAGUGAGCUCUUGACCGGCCUGCCGGAGUACCGCAAUGGCGGCUUGCUCAUCGACAUGGGACUGUUGAGUUUAAAGCAAGCAGAUAUGGAACGCGGCAUCCAGGCUUUUAAGCAAAAUGCCCAGAUCAAGGGUCAGCCGAACAUGGAGGUCGUACCCCUGUUCUCGACUGAUGACGAUGUCAUCGUGGAGUGGCGGGCUGCCACGGUGGGCUUCUUGGACGAGCUGCUUGAAGAAGUAAAUAAACAGCUCGGACUUACUGGGUCGGAGGAGCAGCUCUCACUGGCUCAGAUGCUUGAGGCUGGUUCUUGGAAGGGCGGUCGUGAAAUCGCCGAAGUCUCCAGGCCGAACACAAAAGAGCCUCCUAUUAUGAUCCUUUCUGACGGCACUGUCUUCUAA